UGUUGCUACCGCACAAGGCAAGAGUGUAAAUUGUAACACGCGUUACUGUGUGUGGGCACCGCUCAAGAGGACUUCGCCACCCAGAGUCGUUUCCUUGAGGGAUCUUUCACUGGCGCCUCAUUCUGCAGCAGUGUUUGAACGGAGAGAGAAAGAGCUGGCUAGUGGGACUGUCAAGCAUUUAGCCAAUCGAAAGGCGCUUGGGCUGAAACUGACAUUUGGCAGCAAGCCUCAGCGCCUUACUGGAAAAGCGAAGAAGUAGAAGGGCUUUGUAACUCAGCCAUUCCCCCGCCUCUGGGGAGCGGGGACACUGAAAAGGAAGCAACCCCUCAGGGAGGAGACAAGUCUUAACAGAAGCUCAAGAAAUGGAGAACGGGACCGAUCCUGUAUGCAAGGCAAAUGAGCCUCCCUUCUCUCGCAACAUUAUCGGAAGCCUUGAUCUAACAGGUAUAUUUCUCUUUGCCAUCUUGACUGUAAUGACACUAAUAGCCAACCUGGUGUUUGUAGAGGAAGUGUUCUAUAUCUACAGGAAAACCCCCUCCUCUAAAAGGACGAUUUUUAUUUGGAUAAAUGCAGCAGCUCCGGUGAUAGCUACUACAUCAUGCAUCGGGAUGUGGAUUCCUCGCUCAACAAUGUUUACAGAUUUCACUGCAGCAGUUUUUUUUGCCAUUGUGAUCCACAAGUUCAUGCUGAUGAUGAUUAAAGAGUGUGGAGGUCAAAAGUUAUUUCUCAGGAGAUUUGCAAAUGAUCGUUUCAAGAUCAGCACAGGUCCUUGCUGUUGCUGUUGCCUUUGCCUCCCUUACGUACACAUCACUCGACGAACCCUGUUUCUGCUGAAGUUGGGGACCUUUCAACUUGCUUUUCUUCGACCUGUGUUAAUGUUUCUGUCAAUAGUGCUUUGGACCAAUGGAAACUACAACCUUUCUGAUUUAUCUCCUAAUGGAGCUGCAAUAUGGAUUAACUGCUUCGUUGCUGUCCUUACAUUCAUUGCUCUUUGGCCAAUUGGAAUCAUGUUUCAACAAGUUCGAGUUCUUCUUAACUAUAAGAAGAUCGUCCCUAAGUUUGCACUUUAUCAGUUUGUCCUCAUUCUGAGCCAUCUCCAGGCAGCCAUCAUCAAUAUCCUGGCUCUGCUAGGAGUUAUUCCCUGUGCACCACCUCUGGCUUCUUUAGCAAGAGGAGCAUAUAUGAACCAACAGCUCCUCAUAAUGGAAAUGUUUCUGAUAACACUGAUCUCAAGGGUGGUGUAUAGGAAAAGAUAUGAUGAUCUGGAACUUCCAGAGUGCACUGAUCAGGAAACUAGCGACAACAAACAGAACGCCAAGAUCACCCUAAAUGGCAAAGUUAUUGAAGAUGGAACCCAAAAUGUUUAGAAGAUGGAUGGAUGUGCUGUCUUCUGAGAGCUGGGACAAUACUUGUAGCCCAACUCGGCUUGCCCACGGCAAGAUCCCGACUAAUGUAUAUGCUUUACUUGAGGAGACGUCCAUUGCAACUUUUAUAUCCUUAUACUGCAAAUAGCAGAUAUCCGAGCUGGAACAGCUUCUGGUAUAAAUUCAUGUGAGCUGGACAGAAAGGACCAAAAAGUGGGAGGAUAAACCUCCUUAUUUUCCAGAGAUAGGACUCCACUGGCCAUCACAUACAGUCCCCAGCUAAAACCCCUCCAACGCAUCAUCAGGGAUCUACAACCCAUCCUGGACAAUGAUCCCACACUUUCACAGGCCUUGGGUGGCAGGCCAGUCCU
This is a messenger RNA of Mauremys mutica (yellowpond turtle), 1735 nucleotides long. RefSeq names its product organic solute transporter subunit alpha-like. Bases 363 to 1367 code for a protein of 334 amino acids. Gene Ontology annotation, biological process: bile acid and bile salt transport. The record is from RefSeq and is a predicted model, not a curated record. Lineage: Eukaryota; Metazoa; Chordata; Testudines; Geoemydidae. Gene Ontology annotation, molecular function: transporter activity. The transcript is spliced from 8 exons. Gene Ontology annotation, cellular component: plasma membrane; endoplasmic reticulum membrane.